Messenger RNA from Puntigrus tetrazona (Sumatra barb), 5800 nucleotides. It is a transcript of the gene nhsa, whose product is annotated as Nance-Horan syndrome a (congenital cataracts and dental anomalies). Bases 183 to 4847 code for a protein of 1554 amino acids. NCBI's taxonomy places the organism in Eukaryota, Metazoa, Chordata, Actinopteri, Cypriniformes, Cyprinidae. Gene Ontology annotation, biological process: cell differentiation; lens development in camera-type eye. The record is from RefSeq and is a predicted model, not a curated record. The transcript is spliced from 11 exons.
GUUCAGCGUGUGUGUGUGUCCGGCGGAGGAUGGAGGACGAGCCGCGAGAGACCCUGGACUAACGCAGGAGGUGGUGGUGGUGGUGGAGGAGGAGGAGGAGGAGGGUGGUCUUGCGUUUUACAUGGAACCUGUUUGCGUUUUCCUCCAAAGGUGGAUUUUAUACUGAAACACUGCAUGACAAAAUGCCAUUUGCCAAGCGGAUCGUGGAGCCCCAGUGGCUGUGCAGACGCUCGGACGCGGAUGAGGAGGGUCUCCUGCUCCAGGACCUGUGCGCCUUCAGCAAUGUGGCUCUGUCCCGGACCCUGCGCCAGCUGUCGGAUCUGGCCAAACACGCCUGCUCGCUCUUCCAGGAGCUGGAGCACGAGCUGCUCGCCACGAACCGGCGCGUCUGUGCGCUCCGGGAGAAGAUGAGCAGGAUCCAGGAGACCACCGGCGCGCUCGACCCCAAACAGGAGGCAGUGCCGUUGUCCAACCUGGACAUUGAGAGUAAGCUGAGCGGACAUUAUCAGGCUCCGUGGCACCUGCAGAGAAAUGUGUUCCUGCCGUCGACUCGACCCGCGUGUGUGGAGGAGCUGCACCGAAACGCCAAACAGAGCCUGCGGGCGCUGUACAGAGACCAGCAGCAGAGGCAGGAGGUCAGCGAGAGAGAGCGCAGGGUGACCAUUUCCAUCUCCAUGGCUCCGCCCAUGCCCACCUACCCCUCGCCCCGGGCCCACCGCAGACGCCAGCAGAGAGACAGACCCCUCGCCACGGAAAGGACAGAGAGAGACAUAGAAACUCAGACGACGCAAGCACAGUUCCAAAGCGCCCGGUCCUCCUCCCCUACUGAGUGUUGUCAUUUUUCCCCAUGGAGCAGAAAGAUUGUUCCUCCAGUGGAUUCAGAUCCAGAGCUGGUGGCUUUGGGCCACUGGCCAAAGAGCCCGAUCCCGAACGUGCCCUCGACGCUGGACAAACAGACCAACUGGGCUGGAAUCUUACCACUGCCCACCCCAGAGGAGAAGAUGAAGACGGACUCUCAAGUCAUCACCUCAUGCAUCGUUCCCAUUAAUGUAACAGAGGAGGGCGCCAACGCUACUUCCCCCUCAGCGAUAUCAGCUUUCCUAAGGGUUGGGUUCGACAGAGAGGCCAGUGUACGCUGCUCACUAGUCCACUCACAAUCAGUGCUGCAACGGCGAAGGAAGCUAAGGAGACGGAAAACGAUCACUGGCAUUCCCAGACGGGUGCAACAAGAUUUUGAUUCUGAUGAGUCUCCAGUGGCCAGAGAACGUACAGUGAUAGUCCACACCAACCCUGAAAUUUGCCAAGAGGAUCUCAUGCUCUCUCGUCUCAACACCAAGGACUCUGGUUGCCAGACAGAAGAAUUCUUGAUUGUUGGGGCUGCACCCUCACGUAGACGGAUCAGAGCCCAAAGGGGGCAGGGCGUGACUGUGUCACUGUCCCAUUCCACAGGCAACAUAUCUUCUCUGCCUGACAACUCUGACACAAUGUUCACCGCCUCAGUAGGCUCCCGUCUGCGUUCUCGAAGCCUCCCCCGAGAGGGAGGGCGGCUGGUGGACGAAGGUCACGAUGACAGUGAUGAGGAUGAUGAGGAGGAGGAUGAGGAAGAACUGUCACCCUCUGAGACAGAGGACUUCUUACCAGUCCCAGGGGAACAUAUUCUUAAAGAUGAUGAAGAAAGCACUGAUGACCAGGCAAUCCCAGAGAGCCAGCAUAACAGUUUGAAAUUCAAGCAGCAUGCUGGAAGUACAGAGCAUGACUGGAUAGAGAGGGGUCGAUCCCACCUGCCUCGCAAAACUGACAUGGGUAGCUGUGAGAUUUCCUCCAGUUCUGAUACAUUCAGUAGCCCCAUUCACUCUGUUUCCAACGCUGGUGUGCUGACAAGCCAGAUGGACCACAAGGAGGAUCACCAGUCCUCGAGCGGCAAUUGGAGUGGUAGCAGUUCUACCUGUCCCUCCCAGACAUCAGAGACCAUUCCACCUGCAGCCUCACCCCCACUCACCGGAUCAUCCCACUGUGAUUCAGAACUAUCAUUAAAUGCAGCUACCAAUACUAAUGAUGACUCCACUGGCUUCAUUAUUGAUCCAUAUCCUGGAGACCGAUCACAAGGCCUCCGUAGCCAUAGGACAGGUUCAUUUACUUCCACUGCAACUGACAUGCUUGAUGAUGCUGGAGUCAGCACUGCCAGUGAGGGUGAGUGGAGCUAUUCACACUACAGGCACAACCUGCCUUGCCAUCCCGACUUUAGUCCUGAGCACUCUAGGGCAGAGAAUAUCCUAGAAUGUCCCAGUUUUGCUAGCAUAGCCACUUUUGAAAGUUUAACAGAUAGGCCACCAUCUGAAAAGGCUGACACCACCUCACACUUUUCUGUAGAUGUUGAGGGCUACUAUACCUCCAUGCACUUUGACUGUGGUCUUAAAGGUAGCAAAAGCUUCACGUAUAACUAUGCAUCUGUAGACCAGCAGCAGGCAGAAUAUGGACAUCAAACAAACACACUUGGGAGACGUAGUCUCUCUCUAAGGAAACCAAAGGUGAAGCCAUCCCCACCAAAACGCAGCUCAUCCUUGAAAAAAAUAAGCAGCCACGGUGGACCUCCCACUGACAAGAACGAACCAAAGAAUGCUGUCGGUCAGAACAAAUCUAUGUCUUCCGGUGAGAGAACACAGCAUGUGGGGUUGAACGGAGGCUCUUCAAGUCAACUGGAGAGUGAGGAGCCACUGGGGGCUUGGGGUGUUGAGAGUUCUACAGAGAUUCCAGAAGUUGCUUUGUUUGGCUCCACAGAAACACAUUCCUUCAAGGACGAGGGAGCUGUCCAGUCAGACUAUGCAGAUCUCUGGCUUCUUAAUGACUUGAAAUCCAAUGAUCCUUACAGAUCGUUGUCAAAUUCCAGCACAGCUACGGGUACCACUGUCAUUGAAUGCAUUAAGUCACAGGAGAGCUCUGAAUCCCAGACUUCCCAGUCAGGAUCUAGGGCCACCACUCCUUCAUUACCAUCGGUGGAAAGCGAGUUUAGACUGCCUUCACCAGAAAAGCUGGUAGGUCUAGCCUCACCUUCCAGUGGCUACUCCAGCCAGUCAGAGACACCGACAUCAUCUCUUCCGUCGGCUUUCUUCCCAAAUGCUCACCCAAUGUCCCCUACUGGUGGCAAAAGGAAACCCAAAGUCCCAGAGAGGAAGUCCUCACUUGCUUCUUUGCAGCAGCACUCAUCUAAAAGGGACCUGGAAUUGCCUAUCAUACCUCCCUCCCAUCUUGACCUAAGUGCCCUUCCCAAUGUCAGCAAGCCUUCAAUUCACAAAAACCAGAUGCAUAUCCUCCACCAUAGCAAACAAAAAGCAGCAGUUUCAGCAGAAAUCAAGCAUGAGAGUCUGGCAACUUCAAUUUCAAGUGAUGAGCUGGCAGUCACUAGUCCUUUGGCCAUCACUCCCACGGUACUUCGUUCAGUUCAACUACGUUCCGUUGGCAAAUCUGGAGAUGGGAGCCCCGAUCGACCAAUAACUGAUUCUGCCACUAGGCCUAAGUGUCCCACUGUGACUAUCAUUACCCCACCUACUCACAAUAAACCCCAUGAAACUAGGAAGCCUCCACCCUAUAGGCCCCUUCUCACAGAAACAUCCUCUCAGGACAAUUGUGAAACACUGUUUACCCCAGUAGAUGGACUACCUGCUAAGAAUAUAGCAAGCCAUUUUGGUGCAAGAAAUAGAUAUGACCGAUUAGCCCCAUCACCUUUUUGGAGCAUGACUGCUUUUAAGGCCCCAUCUGAGCAGCUGAACAUAGACGAAGUGAUGUCUGAGAAUUCCCGCGAAGUCGCAGAAGAGGUGAGCACCUCAAAUAAUUUAUUUCCCCAGAGUAGCCUGGAAGUGGAGCAAAUCCAGCCAUGGAAAUCUGAGCCAAAUGAGGGACGCCCUGGUCAGAAUGGUCUAGGAAAGAGGUCAGAUAGUCUUGACCAAGUGCCUGAUAUUGUCUAUCAAAGAUCAGAGACAUUGCAAGCUUAUCUAAUCAGCAGUGCUGGAGAAGAAUUUGUAACAUCAGGUGUUCCUACCAGAAGUGCCUCACAGGAACUUGUAGAGGAAGGGUCAACACCAGAAACAGAGGACUAUUUCAGCAAAGAGUCUACACCAAGCGAUUCAACUGUGUCCCCUCUAACAGACGAAUCCAAAACCGAGGAUGAUAGUGUUUUUCUUUCACCAAGUAAAAGUCGCACAACAGAGGAUCUCUUUGCCAUGAUCCACAGGUCAAAACGAAAAAUGCUGGGCAGGAAAGAUUCUGGAGAAAUGUCAGUGCGGAGCCGUUUAGCUGUUGUUUCUGGGAAUGGCUCUGCUACUAAUCCUGCAACCUUGCCAAGCACCCCAAACAUGCCUACAAGUCCAUCUGCUCAAACUGGGGCUCAGAGAACCCCAGGCCCAAUUUACAGGAGUGCCAAAAAGUCCAGUACCUCAAAUGAAGAGUUCAAACUGCUGCUGUUGAAAAAGGGAAGUCGGUCCGACUCCAGUUAUCGCAUGUCAGCUACAGAAAUUCUCAAGAGCCCCGUUGCACCCAAAAGCCCCGGUGAGCUCUUAAUGGAGGGUUCUAGACCAUUUGAGGAGCCACUCUCUCCUUUACAGACACAAAUUCCAGAGGGAACUCCUGAGCAAAUGCCCAGCCCCUUUCCCAAAUCUUAUGCUGAGGGCUUUUCCCCAAAAGCUUUUCCCACGUCUGCCUCAACUAGACAAGGCCGGUCCAGGAUGCCACCAGCUGCCAAUAGCAGCCGCUACAGUACACGAAGUCGGCUGUACACUGCUCCCAUGCAGGCCAUAUCAGAAGGGGAAACAGAAAACUCAGAUGGAAGCCCACACGAUGACCGUUCCUCCUGAAAAAUGCACCUUGACUUUUAGAAUCAGUCUAGACACCACAAAUUUUGACAUCAAGUCAAUAAUGCUGGGCACAUGGCAUAAUCAAUUCUGUUCUUAAGAAGACCAUUAACCACCUACAUAGCGCCUGUACCAUUUAUCAAGAAGAACAAAACAUUCUAAUAAUGAUUUUCAGUAGUGGUGUUCUAAUAACUUCCAUGAACAUAUUUAUUUUAUGUGAAUACUUUGUUUCCUUUCAUUUUAAAAUGAGGGUGGAGAAAACUACAUGACAAAAAUCCAUCACUUUGUAAUUAUUCACAGUGAAUCAAUUGUGGAUGCUUUUUGUCACACACAUUUAACAUUGUUUAGAAAGAUGAGAACAGUACUGUACUGGAGUAACUGUGAAAAUGGGUCCAGAUGGUAUUAAAAGAAGGGAAAAUCUUUCUUUUACCUUACUCACAAACUGUUUAUGGCAGACAGCUUGGGACAAUCAAAGAGUGGCCUUUUGUAUAGUUAGCUGUAGCAUAAAUGGGCUAAGUGCUUUCGAGUUAGCCCACAACUGGAUCUUAUUGGGCAAGAAAUGUAGCUGUGUUGGAGUAUCCUGAUGGCCAACCACUAUUUUGCACUUCUUUUGGUACUGAAAAAAUAUCAGACAUUUUAAUGAAAUCUUACAAAAAUGCCACAAAAGAAAAAGUGACAUGAAAACAAAUAUCUAUAUACAGAAUAUAAUUUUUUUUAAUGUAUUUUUAAUGAGAUUAGCUUAAGAAGAUAAUAGGCAAAUUGUGUCCAUAUUUGGCAUUUUUAAAAUAUUGAGCUUUUUGAUGCACCGUCUAAUAAUUUUAAAGCAAUGCUGUAAUAAAUGACCACACAAUUCUUCCCUUUCAUUCAGUAUUUAUCUUUUCUAAGCAAAUUUCUUUAAAAAAAAAAAUCAACCCAUUGUUUCUAUUUCAAAAAAAUUGAUCUAAAAAUGACAACAG